This is a messenger RNA of Geodia barretti, 1296 nucleotides long. NCBI's taxonomy places the organism in Eukaryota, Metazoa, Porifera, Demospongiae, Tetractinellida, Geodiidae. The record is from the annotation of a GenBank genome assembly.
CUGCUCCCCCACAACAUCGAGGCGGAGGAGGCGCUCAUAGGCUCUCUGCUCAUCGACGGUGAGUGCAUCGCCCGCAUUGCGCCGAUGCUGCAGGCCGGCGACUUCUACCGGGAGCGCAACCAGUUCUGCUACGACGCGGCGGUGGCCCUGUUCCAGCGGGACCAGGCCAUCGACCAGACCACGCUGGCCGGCGAACUGGGGCGGACCGAGCGGCUGGACUCCAUCGGCGGGAUGGCCUACCUGUCGCACUUGGUAUCCAUUACGCCGACGUCGGUGCAUUCCGAGGACUAUGCCGAAAUCGUUUCCCGCACCGCCACGAUGCGGAAACUCAUCGCGGCUGCCUCCCGCAUUUCGGAGCUGGGAUACAACGAUACCGACGACGUGGACGGGACGCUGCGGCAGGCCGAAGAUGCCCUGUUCGCCGUUCGCGGUGGGAUCCAGGCCCGGGGUUUCGUUCCGCUGCGGCAGAUCUACGACCAAUACCUGCAGGACAGGGCCGGGAUGAUGGAACCCGAGGCCGACUCGCGGUCGGACCUGGUCAUCCUCGGCGCGAGGCCCUCCCUGGGCAAGAGCACUCUGGCACUGAACAUGUGCCUGAACGCCGCCAAGAACGGCUCCACGGCCGGCGUGUUCAGCCUGGAGAUGAGUUGCGAGCAGCUGGCCAUGCGCAUCCUGUCGUCAGAGGCGGGAAUCGACUCCCACCGGCUGAGGCUCGGGCUCUAUACGAUGGCGGAAGAACAGCGGAUGAUCGACGCCAUCGGUCAGUUGUCCGACCUGCCGGUGUACAUCGACGACACGCCCUACCAGAGCAUGCUGGAAAUGCGCAGCAAAUCGCGCAGGCUGUACAUGGAGCACGGGCUCGACCUGCUGGUCGUGGACUACCUGCAGCUGGUGGCGGGGCAGGGACGCGGCUUCAGUGCCAACCGGGUGCAGGAAAUCAGCGAGAUCUCCCGGUCGCUCAAGGCACUGGCGAGGGAUCUGAAAGUUGCCCUGAUCGCGUGUUCGCAGCUGAGCCGCCUGGUCGAGAACCGGCCCAGCCACAGGCCGCUGCUUUCCGACCUGCGGGACAGCGGCAGCAUUGAGCAGGAUGCCGACGUGGUGAUGUUCAUCCAUCGCGAGGACCUGUACAUCACCGAGGAAGAAUGGGAGCAGCAGCGUCCCGGUCAGCCUUACCCCCGGAACAUCGCAGAUAUCAUUGUCGCCAAGCACCGCAACGGCCCCACGGGCAGCAUACAGCUGGAGUUCCGCGACAACUUGGUGCGCUUCGACUCCUUCGCCCGAAUGCCCGCCUUCUAG